This is a messenger RNA of Trichoderma gamsii, 1740 nucleotides long. RefSeq lists its product as hypothetical. The transcript has 2 exons. Gene Ontology annotation, molecular function: hydrolase activity, hydrolyzing O-glycosyl compounds. The coding region runs from base 1 to 1740 and encodes 579 amino acids. NCBI's taxonomy places the organism in Eukaryota, Fungi, Ascomycota, Sordariomycetes, Hypocreales, Hypocreaceae. Gene Ontology annotation, biological process: carbohydrate metabolic process. The record is from RefSeq and is a predicted model, not a curated record.
AUGUACUCAUUCAAGCCGACCAGCAUGAUACUUUCACCAUUCGCGAAAAGAAAUGCACUCUUGAGUUGCUAUUUAGUGCUCUUCGGUUUGCUGGCUCAAGCAAAAGCACAAAAUUCUACCUACUUCAACCCUGUUCUUCCCGGCUGGCACUCAGAUCCCUCUUGCGCUGUUGUUGACGAUAUUUUCUAUUGCGUUACUUCAACAUUCAUCUCUUUCCCUGGUCUACCCAUCUACGCUUCCAAAGAUUUGAUUGACUGGAAGCUGAAUGGCAUGUAUGCAGCUACUAUUCGAUACCACGACGGCCAGUUCUUUGUGAUUUGCCAGUAUUUGAAUGCACCAGAGGGUAACAUUGGUGUGGUAUUCAAGAGCUCAGACCCUUACAGCAACUCUGCUUGGAGUGAUCCGGUACGAUUCAAGCCUUCGAAUAUUGAUCCUGACUUGUUCUGGGAUGAUGACGGCAAAGUUUAUUCCGUAAUGGCAGGCAUCACACUUCAGGAGAUUGAUCUUGAGACUGGAGAUCUAAGUCAGCCACCUCUGAGUGUUUGGAACGGCACUGGUGGGACGUAUCCUGAAGGGCCACACCUUUACAAGAAAGACAACUGGUACUACCUCAUGAUUGCAGAGGGUGGUACAGAGCUCAAUCACUCCAUUACAAUCGCACGGUCACGCAACAUCAACGGCCCAUAUGACAGUUAUGCCAAUAACCCUAUCCUUACUGCGCGAGGCACAGACGGAUACUUCCAGACCGUUGGUCAUGGAGACCUCUUCCAAGAUCAGAAGGGCAAGUGGUGGGGAAUGUGCCUAUCGACACGUUCGGGGCCUGACUGGACUAUCUAUCCUAUGGGGCGUGAGGCUGUACUUUUUCCUGCUACAUGGGACGAAGAUGAAUGGCCAAUCUUGCAGCAAGUAGAGGGGCGCAUGAACGGAUGGCACCUACCACCACGUAGUCGCGAUGUAGCUGGGACGGGACCCUUUAACGACGACCCUGAUCGAUACGAUUUUUCUCUUAAGAGUUCAAUUCCGGCCAAUCUUGUCUACUGGCGUGUUCCACGUCAAGGAUCCUUUAGUAUCUCAAGUAAUGGCCUGCUGGUGGUACCAAGCCGAAGUAAUUUAACCGGUGUCAUCCCUACUUCAGACUCUGAUGACGCUCUCUCGCUAAAUGGCCGACGAGGUCUCUCUUUCAUUGGCAGGCGUCAAAAACAUACAAUUUUUGACUAUACUGUUGAUUUAUCCUUUUCCCCCAAAGAGAUAGAUCAAGAGGCUGGGGUGACCAUUUUUCUCACACAAUUUAAUCACGUCGAUCUAUCUUUAGUCCUCCUUCAACAGGAUAACACAGCCAACCCGAGUCUCUUUCUUCGCCUCAGGGCUAUUAGCGGAGGCUCCACUGUCGACUCAUCCUUGACGCCGCUACCAGAACCCUGGGGACCUGGUUUUUUGCGCUUCGAGAUUCAAGCACCAAAUGCGACUCUUUUCACUUUCUCAGCUAUGCCAGCAUCAGAGCCACAAAAGAGAAUCACUGUGGGUGCAGCUUCAGGAUCGCUGCUAAGCGGAAAUACGGGCCCAUUUACGGGAAGCCUUGUUGGCAUUUUUGCGACUUGUAAUGGAGCUGGGAACGAAGAUACUGGUUGCCCGGAAGGAGGCAAUGCCUAUUUUCAGCGAUGGAGGUACACGGGAAUAGCGCAGUACAUAUCAAAUGAGACGGCGAUUCCGACACAGGGAGAACAUUCUCUAUCUACUUAG